Symphalangus syndactylus (siamang) is the source of this 952-nucleotide messenger RNA. RefSeq names its product cytochrome b-c1 complex subunit 7-like. Gene Ontology annotation, cellular component: respiratory chain complex III. Lineage: Eukaryota; Metazoa; Chordata; Mammalia; Primates; Hylobatidae. Gene Ontology annotation, biological process: mitochondrial electron transport, ubiquinol to cytochrome c. The record is from RefSeq and is a predicted model, not a curated record.
CCUCAGCCUCCCAAAGUGUUGGAAUUAUAGGCAUAAGCCACCGCGCCCAGUCCAAUCAUUGAUCUGGAUACUCAUGCCCAUUUUAGUUUGUAGUAGGUUAUGGGAUGGUUGUAUCAGCAGUAUUUUUUUUUUUUUUUUUAAGACGGAGUCUCGCUGGUCAAAAUGGCUGGAAAGAAGGCUGUUGCAGCAUCAGGCAAGUGGCUGCAUGGUAUUCGAAAAUGGUAUUACAAAGCCGCAGGAUUCAAUAAACUGGGGAUAAUGAGAGAUGAUACAAUAUAUGAGAAUGAAGAUGUAAAAGAAGCCGUAAGCAGCCUUCCUCAGAACCUUUAUAAUGACAUGAUGUUUCACAUGAAGAGGGCACUGGACCUGUCCAUGAAGCAUCAGAUCUUGCCUAAAGAGCAGAGGACCAAAUAUGAAGAGGAAAAUUUCUACCUUGAACUGUAUCUGAAAGAGGUUAUUCGGGAAAGAAAAGAAAGAGAAGAAUGGGCAAAGAGGUAAUCAUGUAGUUGAAGUCUGUGGAUGCAGCUGUUAUGAAAAUGGUUAAACUUGAAAAAAAAUCUUAAGAAUUAUUGGUCUGCAGAUGUUUUACUUUAAAUAAAUAUCUAUUGUAAAAAACAAAAGAAAAGACAGAGUCUCGCUCUGUCGCCAGGCUGGAGUGCAGUGGUGCAAUCUCUGCUCACUGCAAUCUCCACCACCUGAGUUCAAGCAAUUCCCCUGCCUCAGCCUCCCAAAUCGCUGGGACUACAGGCAUGCACCACCACACCCAGUUAAUUUUUUGUACUUUAGUAGAGACAGUGUUUCUCCAUGUUGGCCAGGAUGGUCUCGAUCUCCUGACCUCGUGAUCUGCCCACCUCGGCCUCCCAUUACAGGCGUGAGCUACGGCGCCUGCCCGUAUCAGCAGUAUUUUUGACCCAGUUAACAUCUAGAUUUUAAAACACUGGGAAGAGUGAGU